This is a messenger RNA of Cylindrotheca closterium, 1782 nucleotides long. The record is from the annotation of a GenBank genome assembly. Lineage: Eukaryota; Bacillariophyta; Bacillariophyceae; Bacillariales; Bacillariaceae.
AUGAACCACAAUCUGGGUCAUGAUGAAAACAACGACGACGACGACGACGAAAUAGACGAAGUAGACGAUACUUGUAGACAAACCCAGAAUUUUCGAUUAAAGGAAUCUCAGUUGCGGAAACGACUGGAAGAAAAGCCCAAUAAGAAUGCCAAAUUGAUGAGUACCUUGGCCUUGCAUUUGGCCCAACGAUCUCGAGAACUCGCGUCUGAAUUCGAGAAAGUGGGCAAUACGCCUGCCGCUAGUGCUGAUGCGAGACUAAUAAAUGAAAGCAAACGAUUGCAAACGGAAGCCAUCAUGCUUGCAGAACGAGCCAUUCAAACGGCACCCCAAAAGCCAUUUGGUUAUGCGGCUCUGUCCAAUAUUUAUCCGUCGUCAGUCGAUUAUUCCGCCGAACGAAUGACCAUGCUGGAGAAAGCCAUUUCUUGUUCCGAGCAGGAGGAGGACGACAAGUACAUCAUUGCAUUGAUCGGACUGCUGGUCCGUCAAUUGUUGGAGCCUCGCGAAUUGGAAGCUCGUAAAGUCAAGGGCAAAAUGGGCAAGGCAUCCAAACAACAUCCCAGUCGACGGCCGUUGAGUGCUGCGGAAGAGACUAGUUACCAAAAACUAAAAACCUUACUGACCAAAGCAUGGGGAAUUUCAGCAACAGCAACAGCAACAGCAACAGCAACAGCAACAACAAUAACAUCGGAGGAACAAACACAGUUCUUGGUCCAGCAAGAAUACAAGUUGGGUCUUUUUUUUCGCAAAAAGGAUCCCGUUGCGAUCCAAGUACCUCGGGCGCGCCAUCACUUGACCAACUGCAUCACGAGACAAUGCUCGAACACAACGUCGUCCAAGUUAACAACAGCAUCACCAUCACCAUCACCACUACAAUCACAAUCCGCCAUGGCACGGUUCUGGUUGGGGACACUCGGACAACUAUCAGCAUCGACAAAUGACAGCAACCAUCACAACAAGCACAAUCAUCACCAUUUGGUCUCCCGCUGUCCACCAGAAUACAUUGUCGGACUCUACUCGACCUUUGCCGAUCGUUUUGAUGAAUUAUUAGUCGAAAAGUUGGACUAUCAAACGCCCACCAAAUUGCGACAACUCUUUGACCAGGCAGUGGUUGUUGCUAAUGUUGCUGUUCAAGGCAAUAAGGACAAGAAGAAACAGUUGCAACAACAGCAACAACAACAACAACAACAACAUCGCCAUUAUUGUUGUUUGGAUUUGGGAUGUGGUACGGGAAUUAGUGGUCUCGCCUUUCAAGACGUUGUUUGUAAAAUGGAUGGAGUUGACUUGUCACCCGAAAUGAUUGCCAAGGCGAGAGAACGGAACUGUUACGAUAGUUUGAAAGUUGCCGAUGUCGUGGAUGCGUUAUUGCAAGAAGUAGUAGCAAUAGCAGAAGGAGCAGAAGGAGCAGAAGGAGGAGGCAGCACAACAAUAAGCGACGACAGUAUUGGUUCCAAGUACGAUCUAAUCUUGGCAUGCGAUGUCUUUUGUUACAUUGGAGACUUGUCAACGGUAUUUGCAUCGGUCAAGAGACUCUUAUCGUCCGAUGGAUUCUUUUGCUUUUCGACCGAGCUCUUGCGCCAUCAUGGACCACAAACAGUAAUCAUAAGCGAGGAAAACUUUCGACUGCAUUCCUGUGCUCGUUUUUCCCACACGGAGCAGUACAUUCUGGAAUUGGCCAAGGAGCAUGAAUUUGAAAUUGUGGCCAAGGAACUAGCGGAUUGCCUUCGAACGAAUCAAGGAGCCAAUGUCGAAGGAAUGCUGACCAUUUUGAAACCACGACAAUGA